AUGAAUGAAAGGACAAUGAACGAGCGAGCCAUCAGUGAGUGGAACUUCUUGUCUUUCUUGCAAUCAGAAGAAACUCAAGUAAAGAGCCGCUUUCAGAGGCACUUGAGGACACUUGUAUGGAAAUGUUAUUUGCAAAGACAGCGCAGAUGGCGUGUUCUGAUGGUGGAAUGUUUGUUCGGGCUGAUUCUCUUCGUGAUAUCUGUGUUACUGGCCUGGCCUGUGUUCCUCACUCCAAUCCAGGCGACCCCAAAGCCUCCCAUCACCUCCGCGCAACUUCUGAAUCCCGUUUCUAAAACAAUAUUAGGAUAUGCCCCUAACACAGAGCCGUUUAAUGAAAUUAUAACGAAGGCCUCCGAGAAAUUGAAAAAGCAAUUCUUAAGCGGAUUGACAGAAGACGAUCUCAACACUCAACUGUAUGAGCGUUCCAAAGGCGAUCUUGUCAAUGAGACUAUUAUAUGGGUUAUUUUUAAGCCUAAGUACAAAAAUAUGUGGCAGUUCAGUAUCCGUUCAACGGACCGCGCGAGGGACGUCUCAGAAGACGGCAGCACUCAGACCUCCCACUCCUUGCUCUUUUUGGGCGUCCAAAUGGCUGUGAGCCAAGCCAUCUUGGAAACCGCGGCCAAAGGCGAAAAGUUUGACUUUGAGAUCAACCUCACCGCGAUGCCAGUGUCUCCAUUAAUGGACGCGUCGUCAGUCAGACUGUCCAUAUCUGGUAUCCUCAUGUGUUACACCCUGGCUCUGCUGCCUCCUGUCAUUGAAGCUCAGGCCUUGGUCGUGCAUGAGACACAGUCCAAGUUUAAGCACGCACUUCUCAUGCGUCACGUAAGCUACUCCUCAAUCUACCUCGCCUGGAUGGUCUACGCGUACCUGACCGUGUUCCCUAUCUGCGUUCUGGGUGCCAUCGUCUUGAUCCUCAUCUUCAGAUGGAUCCACUUGCUGUAUGCUCUGAUGACACUUCUCUCAUACGUGUCAGUUAUGAUCAUGCUCGCACUUAUCAUGGCCAUGUUCCAUAAUACAGCCUUAAUAUCCUGCCUGUGGACUGUGCUCUUCACAGUGCUGCAGGCAUUCCUCGCUGAGCUGCUGGUCCACCACGGUUUCGACGAAUGGGACAAGUCUGUGUCGUUUGUGCUACAAAUCGUAGUUCCACCACUGGGCUUGAUCCACGCGUUCAAUCAGUUCGCCUUCCUGCAGACGGGACAUCACUACGAUGACAAAAUAUCAAUAAUUUACACGGUGCUCAUUUGGACCAUCAUGAACCUUUUGUACUUUGCACUACUCAUGCUUCUCCAAAGAACAAUUGGCCAGGAACGUGCCAUCGGCGGACAGGUGUCGUGGAAGUCCAUCAUCUUCAAGAAAGUUGAGGAUAAGAAUAAACUUCGACCAAUCGUAAAACCUACGGGUAGGGAAAGGGAGAAUUUGCAAGAAGUGGACGACCUUAUUGCCAAAGCAAUAAGUUUUAGGAAUGUUUCUAAGAGUAUCAUGAAUGUGCAAGUGUUGAAAAAUGUAACAUUAGACAUUUACCGUGGAGAAUUCACCAUGUUAUUCGCUGAACGCAUUCAGGCUAAGAUGGUGAACACUUGUGAAGAUUUAAUAACUGGCCUGGCUUUUCCUGACGAAGGUACCAUAAAUAUAUUAGGUAAAGUUUUGACACCAGAGAGCAAUGUGAUGUCAAUACCUAACAUGCUGGGUUACUGUCACCGAUCCAUAUUUCUUGUGGACGAUUUGACUGUACAAGAGCACCUCGAAUUGUUUAUAAAGCUGUGUUUGUGGAACGAGACGAUACAUUUCAUCACACAGUACAGUCACAUUCGCAUUAAACGACUUUUGGCCGAGUGUGAUUUGGAGGAAGUGAAACACGAGUUUAUAGAGAAUCUGGACAUGUAUUACCGCGCCCAGCUGUGUUGGGCAAUCGCUUUGGUGUUGGAGCCGAGGAUUAUUGUUAUACCCGAUUAUACCGACCCGUAUGCGUAUAUAUCAGUGAUAACGGACAAGAUCAUGAAAUACAAAAAAUAUAUAACUAUAGUAAAAAUGAGCUUUACAUCGCUUCAUUUGGUUUAUGCAGAGAGAAUUUUUUUGUUUGAUAGCAAACAGCUUGUGUUCGGAGGCACUCCUGCGUAUAUGUUUUUCAAAUAUGGUCGAGAAUACAGAGUUCGCAUGACAUUCCGCGGCGAGGGCACAUUCAGCAACGAACGCAUGUCGGAACUGCUGGAAGUUGCGACGUCACACGGGGCCACAGUCAGGGCCAACCUGGGUUCCCUCAUCAUACUGAGGCUGCCGGCUAACCCCACUGCCAAUGUGGCCGCUUUGGUGAAGGACAUACAGGAGAGGUCGGUGUAUUACGGCGUCUCGUCAUUCUCAAUCUCACUGCCGGAUUCGGAGGAGAUUUGUAGGAGGGCGAUAAAUGAAACUCGCGGAUCACACACGUUCCACCCAAGAUCGAAUGACGCAUUGAAAAACUUAGCUGAACCGACAGAAUGGAGAAGGCGAGCGACGUGGUGCCUCAACACUACGCACAUGAGGUGGAUCGGCUGGAAGUACUUCUCCUUCUGUGUCUACUACAGAUUCUAUUUUAUUCUUACCGUUAUAUUAGCUUUUGCGGUUGGCGUGUUGAUAGGCCUAUCGCUGUCCGACAUGUUGAAAGAGCUGGAGAGAGACCAUGCGGCCAUAUCGAUGAUACACGGAGAGGUAUUGACCGUGGAGCACCUAUAUCAAAAAACCAAUUUGAUCGUCGCCGCCGACAGUAGCGACAUCGCAAGGUCUAUAGCGUCUGCCUACGUACUAUCUGAAACUAAUUCCACGCAACGGCAAAUACGGGAUAUGACGUAUACAGCAUUGACUAGUAAUGAGAGCUUAAUAGAGUACCUGGUUACCAGAGCUAUAGAUUCGCCACAACACUACGUUUAUAUGUACGCUUAUGGCUUAUAUGUAACUGUACGAAAAGACGGAAAUCUGACUGUAAACGCACUGUACAGUCCUAUACAUAAAGACAAGAGCACCGCAGCGCGUUCUCUCGCCCGACUUUACAUGGCACUUAUAAGACAUUUUACUAAGACCAAAGACGCAACCAUACAAGUUACUGAUAACCCAUUGUCACUGGAUUUUACGCCGUUUAUGAAGUAUGCCGGCAGCCCGCCUCUUAUAAUCAUGUUCCUGCUGAUAGUGACGAUGUCACACGUCACCCUUAUACCUUCUAAAGAGUUUGGCUUGAUAAAGCAUGUGCAGAGCCACGCUCACAACUUCUCCCCGGCCCAGUACUGGUUCUCCCUGUACUUCUGCGAUCUCAUUCUGUACUGGUUACUUGUGGGAUUUAUAGCCGUAGCCGUGGUGGGUGUCAUGUACCUCACUGUACCUGUCGACCAUUUCCGAUAUAGCGAUCUUUUGGUAAUUCCAUUCAUACUGAUCAUCUACAGCAUUGGUUGCAUCCCACAAUCUUAUGUCUUCUGUAGGGGCCCGAGGGGGGCUCUCAAUGCUAUGAGCUUCGUCAUCAUUAAUAUACUUUUUGGAGAGGCGACCGUGGUUGCGAAAGUGUUCUUCGAUUUGCAAAACGUCAUAUUGUUUUUCAUGAGAAUGUGGCCCCAAUUCAACACGGGGUUCGCUAUUGUGAAAAUAAAACAGAUUUUCUUGUACAACAGCGAAUGUAUCAUUUAUAAAACUGAAAAUUUGUGUUCGUCUAAGACGCUACAUAAAUGUUGCAAAAAAUGUGGAAUACUCCAGCAAUGUUACUCAGAAAGGCACUACCUCACCUCGCACGGUAUACUACGAGAAAUCAACUCCAUGCUGAUCAUGACUCUGGUAUUCCUAUCGUUCCUACUUCUCUGGGAGUACAAGUACAUUCAGACGCGGUGGUGGUAUUUGAUAGCUAUGUUUAGGGGGAAAGAAGACGACGUGGAGGAACCAGCAUCGCUGGGAUCAACGAGAGAGAAGACGGAGGUUAUGGAGAAAUUGCGUGAUAUUAAGUCUGAUCAUCCCGAAAAGGUAAAUACAUUUGGUGAGAGCCUCCUGUGUGCCAACCUGACGAAGAAAGAUCUAGGCGAGUACGUGCUAAGGAACAUUUACUUGGGUCUAGGAAGGGGGGAGGCCCUGGCUAUUUCGGGUUUGAAGAAGCACGGACGAGUGGCUCUGAUAGAGAUGCUUGCAGGCUUGACAAUUCCCACCAGCGGGGAACUGUGGUCCAAGUCGAAGUGGAAGCUCAAUACAAAUCCUCAUCAGUACUGCCGUCACGUGUCAGUAGGCUGUGAACGGGACUCCCUGCCUCUCUGGAUGACGGUGUAUGAUGCCCUGGAAAUGAUUGCCAUUCUCCGUGGAGUGCCGAAGAAACACGUCGCCAACGAGAUUUGGAAAUACAUUUAUGCACUGGAACUUCACGAACAAGCAGACAAGCUUAUCUGCCACACUCCUUUAAAUGAACGUACAAAGAUCAACUUCGCUGCGGCCGUCAUCGGAGCCCCACCCGUGGUCAUCAUAGACGAAUGCACCAACUUCCAGGAUUACUCCGUGUGUCGAGCCAUGUACUUCAUACUGUACCAGCUGAAGAAGCGAGGGCACGCCAUCUUUAUUAGUUCACAUAGUAUCGAAAGUCACAUGCCGAUGACAAACCGCCUGGGUAUUCUCCUGGAUGGCAGGAUAGUGGACGUGGACCUGGUAGACACCCUGAUAGCGCGUUACACGACGCAGGGCUUCACCGUGGUCGUCCAUUUGAAGGACGAGGUCGACAUCAACAAAAUGUUUGCCGCGCAUUUUAAACAGUUCUUCAUUAAUGACACCACUGAUGUGUUAGUGAACGUACAAGUAUUGGAUCCCGAUCUCAACUGGAUGACGGUAUUUCAAAAAAUGGAGGAACUCCAAACUCUUAAUACUGAAGUUUACUCCUACAUAGUGACGAGCAUCCCCAUAGACUACAUCUACAACUCUAUCAUAGUUAACGAAAUGGGCAACAAACAAACGACAGGCGACCUCUUCACUUGCGAAUUCAUCUCCAAAUUCUUUGGCCCGAAACCCAAGGUUCAGCCGACGAAAGCCAUAUUGGAUAGCCUGACGCCGUUCGAGUCCAAGUAUGAAAUCACUAAGCUGAAGGAGUUGCCGUGGUCGGUCAUUUUCCAUAGAUAAAAUGUUUGUUUUCUUUACUUAAAUUGAUUCUACUGUUUAUUUGUAUUAGGUUUUCAUUUUUAUAAACACGGCUUUAGCCCUUGUGGGGAAGACAGAGCCGGCAGUCUUGAAAGA
Messenger RNA from Amyelois transitella, 5220 nucleotides. RefSeq names its product ABC transporter A family member 4-like. Gene Ontology annotation, molecular function: lipid carrier activity; ATP hydrolysis activity; ABC-type transporter activity. Gene Ontology annotation, cellular component: intracellular membrane-bounded organelle; membrane. The record is from RefSeq and is a predicted model, not a curated record. Gene Ontology annotation, biological process: lipid transport; transmembrane transport. The transcript is spliced from 32 exons. NCBI's taxonomy places the organism in Eukaryota, Metazoa, Arthropoda, Insecta, Lepidoptera, Pyralidae. The coding region runs from base 1 to 5106 and encodes 1701 amino acids.